AUGGAGCUUCCACCCUUCCCAACUAACGAUACGCUACAUCUUCCCAGUGUCACUCGGAACAUCCGGUAUCGGCCUGACGAGCUGUAUGUCUGGGGCUUUUAUCUCUACCGGACAACGUAUCGCGACCAGGCCUUAUCGGAGAGUUACGUUACAUGUCUACGCGAAUCCAUCUUGGGCGAUAUCUCAUACGAUCCAAACGCUGCCUACAUUCGCCCUUAUCAUCGCUUAUCAAUAAUCGAAGGCGCUGAACUCGACGGCAUGUCGGUCUGGAACGUCCUUCUGCGAUUCCAAUCUUGGGUUGGAGGACUAUUCCAUAGUGCCGGACCGGAGCAAGAAAUCCCGAUUAUCGAAAACGCGACCACAGUUGUUUCAAUUACUGCCUUAUAG
This is a messenger RNA of Colletotrichum godetiae, 387 nucleotides long. RefSeq lists its product as uncharacterized. Bases 1 to 387 code for a protein of 128 amino acids. The record is from RefSeq and is a predicted model, not a curated record. The transcript has a single exon. Lineage: Eukaryota; Fungi; Ascomycota; Sordariomycetes; Glomerellales; Glomerellaceae.